Exophiala aquamarina CBS 119918 is the source of this 1428-nucleotide messenger RNA. RefSeq lists its product as uncharacterized. The coding region runs from base 1 to 1428 and encodes 475 amino acids. The record is from RefSeq and is a predicted model, not a curated record. Gene Ontology annotation, biological process: carbohydrate transport; transmembrane transport. The transcript has 4 exons. Gene Ontology annotation, molecular function: carbohydrate:proton symporter activity. Gene Ontology annotation, cellular component: membrane. NCBI's taxonomy places the organism in Eukaryota, Fungi, Ascomycota, Eurotiomycetes, Chaetothyriales, Herpotrichiellaceae.
AUGAAGCUAGUAUGCGGUACCUCGUUCAUGAUGUAUGGGUACGAUGCCGGCGUUUUGGGCGGAGUCCUGCUUCACCAGCCUUUCAUUGAUGCCAUCGGGCUGGAGAACACUGGACAAUACACCAUUCCCAUGAUAUCCAGCGCCUACAGUCUAGCGGCCUUUGUUACGUCGGUCGUGCUUGGUUUCUUCUCCCUCAGGUUGGGUCGCCGCGGGACCAUUCUACUCGGCAACGGCGCGGCGAUUUUGGGCAGCGUCAUUCAAGCCUCGGCCUACAGUAUCGCGCAACUCACAGUCGGCAGAAUAAUUACUGGCUUUGCCAUUGGUUGCAUCUCAUCGGCUGUUCCAAUCUACCUGGCGGAGACUGGGGUGGAUUCCGGGGACAGAGGCCCUGCACACGCUGUCAAUGCUAUCAUGUUGAUUUCUGGCGUCCCCCUCGCGUACUGGAUCGACUAUGGGUUCACGAAAAUGAACAAUCAAAUCUCGUGGCGAGGCCCCGUUAUCUUCCAGGUCUUGCUGGCUGGGGUCGCCGGCGGCUGCAUGUUGUUCUUGCCAGAUACUCCAAGAUGGUACUAUGCCCGCAACCGCAUCGCCGAGGGCGACGCCAUCCUGGCACGUCUGCACGACGCACCAUCUCCGGAUGAUCCUGAUGUGCAACGCACAAAGCAAGAAAUCCUGGUGGUCAUUGAGGCCGAAAUGGAAGCGAGCGCGAGCUUGCACUGGAAACAGUUCAUCACCAUGGGUCUCACCGACCGCUCACCUCUCAAGAUUGCAAGAAGAUUGUGUAUCUGCUUCUGGUUGCCAUUCAUCCGUGAGUGGAUGGGAUCUUCUUUGAUGGCCUAUUAUAGCGCCAUCAUCUUGGUCAAUACUGGUGCUACGCCCACCCUGAUCUCCAUGCUGGCGGGCGUACAAAAUAUCAUUUUUGCCCUGGGUUGCGUCCCUCUUUACUUUACCAUCGAGCGGACAGGUCGCCGGAGCACUCUUCUUUACGGUGCAAUGUUUAUGACUCUUCUCAUUGUCAUUUUCAUUACUUUGGUUGCCGUACCUCAGACAGGAGCUGUCCGUUGGGCUUCGAUUGCUAUCCUUUGGUUCUUCCUUUUCGUCAUGGGUUAUGCUUAUCAAGGCGGUGCCGCUACCUCCGCUGGCGAGUGGUUAGGCACCUGGCUCACCGUCUUUGUGGGACCUAUUGGCUUUGACAAUAGCGGAUGGCAUUUUUGGUUCUGGGUGCUGAGCGGGAACUUGGUGGCCGUUGCUUUUGUCUUCUUCUUAUGCCCAGAGACUGGUGGAAAGACCUUGGAACAAGUCGACAGCCUAUUUGCGUCGGGUGGAAUUUUAGCUGGGCUUUCCAAAGACCCUUACAACGAGGAGCAUUGGGUCGAGACUUCCGCAGAGAAGCAGCCUCAAACGGACAGCACUACCGAAGUCAAAUGA